Messenger RNA from Rana temporaria (common frog), 3502 nucleotides. RefSeq lists its product as uncharacterized. The record is from RefSeq and is a predicted model, not a curated record. The coding region runs from base 96 to 2027 and encodes 643 amino acids. The transcript has 14 exons. NCBI's taxonomy places the organism in Eukaryota, Metazoa, Chordata, Amphibia, Anura, Ranidae.
CCGACCGACGACCGAGCGCGAGCUUCACGGUCUGGAGAGAGCCGGUCGCAGACCGCGGGAAUUCCGACAACACCUUUGUUGGUGUCCUCGCGGACAUGAAGACCUUCCUUGUGCUGAUCAUUGCGUUUGGCGCUCUCGUGUCAGUGUCUGUGUCCACAAGCUGUGGAAGUGAUACCUGCGCUGAUGAUGAGUACUGCAAUGCCAACAUUACUGCCUGCCAGUGUAAUUCAACUGCCUCCAACAUAGGAAGCAAUCUGGCUCCAUCCAUUACCUGCACUGAUGGAACUCUAAAUAUAUUUUUAUCGAAAUGUUGGCUGGAAGAAAAUGGGUUUAACGCGUCAACUGUACGUCUGAAAAGCCCCGACUGUCUGGCAACAAGAGAGAUUGCCAAUAAUACGGCCCAGAUGAGCUUCCACACCCCGCUGAUAAUUAAUUACUGCAACACCACGGCAGAGGUAAAUGGGAUGCGGGUCACAUACAGGAACACGCUGUACGCUUUUUCCCGGGAAUCUGUAAAUCAGAUGCAGCGAGUGUUCUUUAUGGACGUUUCCUGCGCGGUCCCUCUGAGUAUCAGCGCCCAGCUUAUCAUCACCCUGAAGCCAGCACUCCGCAUCUUAUCAGUAAACAUUCCCGGAACAAAUAUCUCCUCCGCAGUGCGCAUGUGGAUCUAUAAAGAUGGAGCCUUUACCACUCCGCUCUCAGACAACGACGCAUUGUAUGUGGAGGACACUGUGUACAUCGUAGUGACCGCGCCGGAUUUGGACGCAAACCUCAAAGUGGAGCGAAUGUACGUCUCUCCCGGAGAGUCCGAAAAUCUGCAAUACGAUUUACUUCUGAAUGGGUGUCCGGCGGGAGGUCUGCUUGCUGACCUGAUCACCGUGAUCGGCAAUGGAGUCGGCACUGAGUCGCGGUUCGCUAUGAAGGUCUUCCAGAUUUCUGGUUUCGACAGUUUCAGGCUUUCUGCCGACGUCCUCUUCUGCGUGGAUAAUUGCGUCCCGGAGUGCGCUGGCGCUGGGGGUAACCCGCCUACAGUCUCUUCAAACACAACCUCUGUAAUCUGUGGAAAUGAAACCUGCGCCGGUGAUGAGUACUGUGAUGGCAGCGGCACCGCCUGCCGGUGUAAUUCCACCGUCUACCACUAUGCAGAAAGCCGUCCGAAUCCGACAGUUGAUUGCGGCGGAGGAAAGCUUGACGUGUUCAUAUCCAAAUGUGUGCUGGAAAGAAAUGGCUACACCACCUCCAGUAUAAGUCUGCAAAGUCCCUCGUGCCUGGCUGAUAGCGAGAUUGUGAACGGCGCGGCGCAGGUGACUUUUCACCGACCUCUGACGAACAACGACUGCGAUGAUAUUGUGGAACUAAACACGACCCACGUCACGUACCGGAACACGUUGAAGAUUUUCGCCGUCACGACUCCACUUCAAACGCGAGAAGAUUUUGCGGUGAAUGUUUCCUGCUCUUACCCGCUGAGAUUAAAUGUCCCGCCGAAUACAACACUGAAUCCCAUACUUGGGACCACAUUGAUGAGUCUCUCUGGAACGAACACUCUCUAUACGGUGUACAUGGCAGCCUAUGGGGAUAUUUCCUUUUCCACUUUCCUGCCAGCGACUGACCCCGUAUAUCUGGAAGGCGCUGUGUACAUUUCUGUGCUUAUUCCAGAUCUGGAUGGUAAUAUUUUCAAAACCAAAGUGCUGAGAAUGUAUGUCUCUUCCGAAGAAUCCUACGCCCCCCCACACUAUGUGCUACUGGAUGGAUGCCCGACCAUAAACCAGACCACCGACACAGUGACUGUAAUAUCCAAUGGAAUCGGCAAUGAAUCUCGGUUCAUAAUAAAAAAUCUUCAGUUCCCCAAUUUAUUGGGGUUCAGGCUGUCUGCUGAUGUUUUACUCUGCACAGAUAACUGCACUUCGGACUGCAGCUCCCAAACCGAAUCAACAGACCUUCAGGGCAACAUAUCUACUGUCAGCAUCUUUAUAAUAACAAGUACGUUUUUCUUUUAUUACCAAUUUUUUAACGGUAAGUAUACAUGAUAAUGUUGUUCCAAUGUAUGUGUUUAGUUUGGCUGGUGUUUUAUAUUGACUUGUUACAUUGUAUAGAUUUGAUAGAUCAUUGACUUAUUACAUUGUAUAGAUUUGAUAGACCAUUGACUUAUUACAUUGUAUAGAUUUGAUAGACCAUUGACUUAUUAUUACAUUGUAUAGAUUUAAUAGAUCAUUGACUUAUUACAUUGUAUAGAUUUGAUAGACCAUUGACUUAUUAUUACAUUGUAUAGAUUUGACAGACCAUUGACUUAUUAUUACAUUGUAUAGAUUUGAUAGAUCAUCGUCUUGUUACAUUGAAUAGAUUUGACAGACCAUUGACGUAUUACAUUGUAUAGAUUUAAUAGAUCAUUGACUUAUUACAUUGUAUAUUAUUGAUAGACCAUUGACUUAUUACAUUGUAUAGAUUUGACAGACCAUUGACUUGUUACAUUGUAUAGAUUUGAUAGAUCAUCGUCUUGUUACAUUGUAUAGAUUUGACAGACCAUUGACUUAUUAUUACAUUGUAUAGAUUUGACAGACCAUUGACUUAUUACAUUGUAUAGAUUUAAUAGAUCAUUGUCUUGUUACAUUGUACACAUUUGAUAGGUCGUUUUAAUAAUUUUCCAUAUGCACACAUUAUACAACUACAUAUAAUAUACAUCAGACAUGGAUUUUCUAUAUACUGUGUAUCACACGCACUGCUAUUUUUCAACCAGUAAAAAAGCGUCUACUGCACCCCAACACUGACACACAUUACACAUUACAAUUUUGCACACUAAAACACAUAAAAAUACACAUUUACUAAACUUUUUAAAAAACACUGGAACUUUACAUCGAUUUCUUUAAAAAUAAUCGCAAAACAAAAAAAAAUGUAAAUUUAAUUUAUUUCUUAAUGUUAUUAAAGCAUAAGUUGUCAUAAGUAGCUUGGAGGCAAUUCAACUGCUUUUCUGUCCUUGGGGGGGCUACAUAUUGGAUGGGGCAGAAGUCCUCCUAAGCACAUACACACAGGGCCGCUGAUAGGGGGGGGGGACCACCAGUCCUCCUGUAGGGUGCCCGGGCACACAGGGGGGCCCAAACACCAGAGGAAAGGAAGGGCAAUUACAGGAUGCCCUGCGCGGCUCUCGGCAGCAGCUGAAAACCCUCCCGCCGACUUUUAGCUGUUGCAUGGAGAGACACAAACACAACUGCCUUUCUGUCCUUGGGUGCUACAUAUUGGAUGGGGCAGAAGUCCUCCUAAGCACAUACACACAGGGCCGCUGAUAGGGGGGGGGACCACCAGUCCUCCUGUAGGGGGCCCAAACACCAGAGGAAAGGAAGGGCAAUUACACAAUGCCCUGCGCGGCUCUCGGCAGCAGCUGAAAACCCUCCAGCCGACUUUUAGCUGUUGCAUGGAGAGACACAAACACAACUGCCGGCUUCCUUGCCCUGUUAAAAAAAUAAAAAUAAAAAUAAAUAACCCAGUAUUAUUUUAAUCCCUUGUAAAA